Messenger RNA from Vigna unguiculata (cowpea), 844 nucleotides. RefSeq lists its product as uncharacterized. Lineage: Eukaryota; Viridiplantae; Streptophyta; Magnoliopsida; Fabales; Fabaceae. The record is from RefSeq and is a predicted model, not a curated record.
UCAAGCAUAUACAUAACUUAAGAUAACAUGGGUAAUGGAUUGAGUAUGAAACUUCAUAAAUGGUCAAGUCCUGCAUUUCCUGAAAAGAUUGCUCUCAUAUGCACUUGCCUCACCGACAAAUCCAAGCGUAGCAUUUUCCGUUUGAAAGUGAGUCCAGAAAGGGUGCUGUUGAGACUGGCAGAGUCUGUGUGUGAUCAUCAUCCAGUUCGCUUAUUUCACAUGGAGGUCGCUGCUCAAAGAGACGCCAUGAACUGUUUCAACUUUCUGCAAGUGAGAGUGGUCGUAGAUGACACUUCUCAACAGACUCAGUACAAGGGAGAGGACUCUCUGAGCGAUCUUUGUGGAAGGAAAAGUUGUUUUUAUGAAGUGAUGCGGAAAGUUGAAAGCAACGGUUCUGUGGAGACGGUUUCUUGGGAGUUUUUUCACUCAUAUAGAGUGACUCUUACAAGGCAUAUCAGAUAUCAUGUGAUCAUUGAGUGUGACAAAGAGACAGGAAUUAGGGCAAACAUUAGAGGCCCUUUCGAAUGUGAGGGUUCAGUUGUAAGAGAAGAAUGUCCAAAAGGGUCACCGAUUCAGCUUGUGGAAAAAGGAAAGCCAUCAAAAGCUAUGAGAGCCUUCGCUGAGAGCGAGUUUAAAGGUAAAGAGUAUAUCCUCUUCGCAUGUGGUGCUUCUCGUAAUCAAAGUGUCAAUAUUGUUAACACAGGUGCAGUUUUUCAUGGUCAUGGUAAUGCCUCAACGUACAUAGAUUGUAAGAUUGAUAUGCAAACGUCUGUGGAAAAUUCACCUUCAUCGUGAAUUAAUCAUAGCUUCGAUAGUUAAAAUAAGAAAAAUAUUUUUUUAACAA